This is a messenger RNA of Amblyraja radiata (thorny skate), 4710 nucleotides long. Its product is annotated as sodium-dependent phosphate transporter 2. Lineage: Eukaryota; Metazoa; Chordata; Chondrichthyes; Rajiformes; Rajidae. Gene Ontology annotation, cellular component: membrane. The record is from RefSeq and is a predicted model, not a curated record. Bases 728 to 2692 code for a protein of 654 amino acids. Gene Ontology annotation, molecular function: phosphate transmembrane transporter activity. The transcript has 12 exons. Gene Ontology annotation, biological process: phosphate ion transmembrane transport.
GGCGGUAUCUGGUUUUCCCCUCUCGCAGUAAUAAGCAGAGUACCUCGGUGUCUCCCUUGUUUCCACCCACAAGGGACUCUGCGGCCGCUCCGCCUCCUCUCUCUCGUUGGUAUAAAGAGAGUCAGAAUCGCUCCCUUAGCUCGCAUUAGGGUUAACAUGGCCGUUUAGACCAUUCUGAAUUGGCAAUAAAGACAACAGCAACAGUUCCGGGACGUGGUUCAAUCUCACGAUCAACCAGGGGACAAGCACGUUUCUGCCGGAGAAACCACCUCACGAUCGGGCCAGCUUCUGACUUAGUGGCCAUAGCGGCACAUCCCGGAUUUGGGCCUCUUUUCAUGUUCACAGCAGACAGAACAAGUUUCAUUAUUCCCUGGAAGUCUCCAAACAUAUCCUUUUUUAAAACACUUUACAUAAUUUUAGCGACGUGGAUGUCAUUGGCAUUUAUUUUUGCCCAACUUUAAUUGUCCUUUGAGGUGAUGGAGUUGACCAUCCCUGUCUACCAAACUGGACACUUAACUAUGGAAUGCAUUCACCUGCUGAUAACCCUAAGCCUAAGAAACUGUGUUAUCACUACCCAGAGAAGUAUUAGUUAGCAGUACAAUAUCUCCCAAGCACUUUUACAGAAGAAAACUACAGUUUACAGAAGCUUGGCCUAGGGUUGUGAGUGUUCUGUAUGUGAUUCUUCCAAUUCACAUUUGUGCACAUAUUUGAAACCGAAAAAAUCAAGAUGGUGCUGGAUGAAUACAUGUGGAUGGUGAUAGUUGGCUUCAUAAUAGCCUUUAUUCUCGCUUUCUCUGUGGGUGCAAAUGAUGUGGCUAAUUCUUUUGGUACUGCUGUGGGCUCUGGUGUUGUGACACUGCGCCAAGCCUGCAUCCUGGCUUCCAUUUUUGAAACAACUGGGUCUGUACUGCUUGGAGCAAAGGUCGGAGAAACUAUCCGGAAGGGAAUCAUCGAUGUCAACAUGUAUAACGGAACUGAGAAAUACCUCAUGGCUGGUCAAGUCAGUGCAAUGACUGGUUCUGCAAUCUGGCAACUCAUUGCUUCAUUUUUGAAGCUUCCGAUAUCAGGCACACAUUGCAUUGUCGGAGCCACCAUUGGUUUCUCGCUUGUUUCAGUUGGUGCUCGGAGUGUCCGAUGGGUCCAGCUCAUCAAGAUUGUUGCCUCCUGGUUCAUUUCCCCGCUUCUAUCAGGGAUAAUGUCUGGAGUGCUCUUUAUCCUAAUUCGAUUCUUCAUCUUGAAAAAGGAAGAUCCUGUGCCGAAUGGCCUACGUGCACUCCCGCUGUUUUAUGCUGCUACUGUAGGGAUAAAUACCUUCUCAAUCUUGUACACUGGAGCACCAUUGCUGGGAUUGGGCAUGUUCCCCGUCUGGGCAACGGUGCUAAUCAGCCUUGGUGGAGCGCUGCUGGCUGCACUCGUGGUGUGGCUGUUGGUAUGCCCCUGGAUGAAGAGGAAAAUUGAAAGUAAACUAAAGGUUAAGGUGCUGUCUAAACUUUCAAAUGAGAGUCUUGAUAAAAGCCAAGAUGAAGAAACACCAGUAUUUAAAGAGCUGCCUGGUGCAAAGGCAGCAGACGAGUCCAUGCUACCUCUCACUGGUGGAGUCAGUGAGGCAUGUGCUGGUGCCUCAGAGAGCCAUGUUAUCGCUGCAACGACAGGAGUUUCAAAUGGUAGAGCUGCAUCCCUUACGAAUGGCACCUUAAAAUCUCCUUUUUCAAAUGGUACAUUUAAUUUUGAAGGGCACUCGAGAAGUGACGGUCAUGUGUACCACACAGUGCACAAAGACUCUGGACUAUACAAAGAUCUCCUACACCGGAUGCAUUUGGAUAAGAUCACUGAUGAUCGGACACAACCGGAGAGCUCUUCCUACAGACUUCUCCGCCGCAACAACAGCUAUACCUGCUACACUGCCGCUAUCUGCGGCAUGCCGGUCCAGCCAGCCUUCAAGUCCUCAGAUUUUCUGGGGGUGGAAGACAAUGAAAAGCUGGUCGAUGAUGUGGCCUCCUACUCCAAGAAACGGCUUCGUUAUGACAGCUAUUCCAGCUACUGCAAUGCAGUAGCUGAAGCAGAGAUUGAGGCAGAGGAAGGAGAAGUGGAAUUGAAGCUGGCAAGUGAGCUGAGUGAUCCCCUGCCGCCACCAGAGAAUGCUGCGGAUGAAGACAGGGAGGAGAAGGAAAAGCCCCAAGUCCAUUUGCUCUUUCACUUUCUCCAGAUCCUUACCGCUUGCUUUGGUUCAUUUGCACAUGGUGGUAAUGAUGUUAGCAAUGCAAUUGGCCCUCUGGUUGCUCUUUGGCUGAUCUACCAAGAAGGAGGUGUGGUGCAGAAUGCCUCCACGCCGAUCUGGUUGCUGCUAUAUGGUGGCGUGGGCAUCUGUACUGGUCUCUGGGUCUGGGGUAGGCGAGUCAUUCAGACCCUGGGCAAAGAUCUCACUCCCAUCACCCCAUCUAGCGGGUUCACUAUUGAGUUGGCUUCGGCGUUCACAGUUGUGGUUGCUUCCAAUGUUGGACUUCCUAUCAGUACCACACACUGCAAGGUUGGAUCUGUGGUGGCCGUGGGCUGGAUCCGAUCACGCAAAGCUGUGGACUGGCACUUAUUUCGUAAUAUCUUCCUGGCCUGGUUUGUGACUGUCCCAGUCUCUGGUCUCUUCAGUGCUGCUUUUAUGGCACUCUUUGUAUAUGGAAUAUUGCCAUAUGUUUAAAUUGUGUGUUUAUUAAGAAUUUUUUUUAACCAGCAGUGUGAGGUGUCUCCUCAAUUUAGCAGUCCCAACCCCUUCCGAAAAGCUGGUUUAUUCCUUUUUCUGUUUGCUGUUUGAAGAGGAAGUAAACAGCUGUAAGUUAAUUUUGUAUUUCCAUCUUAUCUGUUUUCUCAGACUGUAUAUUACACUACAUAUGCUCAUUUUGAUAAUUUGGUAGCUGGUAAUGGCAAAGCCCUAUUUCAUGGUGUACAUGUGCACCUGUAAAUAGUGCUGCCCAAAUCAUGAUGUUUGUUGAAUGGAUUGUAAUACUUGGAAGAUUUGCCCCCAUUGAUGUAAAACUGCUGUAUAUAUUGUAUUAUUAAUCACUGAAAACCUUUUUUGGACCUAAGAAUUAAAAAACAAUUCUCUGCUGUGAUUUAGUAAAAUUGUCCUUCUGAUCUGCAAUAAGGUACAAUAACCCAUAUUCUCAAUAAUUAGCCGAUAUUUUUUACAAGGCACAGGUCUCCAUGCAUACUCUGCAUGCUGCAAACAUCAUAAUUAGAAUGAGGAGAGAUUCAUUGUGAUAGGUUUCAUGGAAACUUAAUUUCAUCUUAUAAGAUUGAUAGUUGUAUUAUAUUGUAAUUUCCAUUGUAAAUACUAUCUAUAAAAAGAGAUUUGGUUUGUUUGUGUUUUUUUUUAAAAAUUAGUACACUUCACUCACACAUGUAAGACUUCAAAACACUAUUGAAUGUACCAAAGAUUCAAAAAAUAAAGACGUGUCAGUAUUUCCACUUUGGUUUAUUGAGAUUCCUAUUUAUAAUUUUGGGUUCCAUCUCUAAUUGUUUAGAAAAUCAAUAACCUUUGGUUUGCCUUGUACUAGAAGGAAAUGUUAGUUUCAUUUUGGUUUAAAAGGAAAAGGAUUCUUGUGUAUCGAAUAAAAUAUUAAACCAAUAUUAGGCAAAUUGUCUAUUAUGCACUUUGUGGUGUCAAAAAUGUAGUUGAAUAUCCGGAGUGCUAUGUACAACAAGUACAGUUUAUUUCCGCUGGGUUGGGUGGAGAUUCUUUUGUCUGGGACAUUGGUGCAAACAAUCAGGAAACCUUUAGAGACAUAAGGAACUGCCAAUGCUUGAAUCUUGAGCAAAACAUAAGGUGUUGAAGUAGUUCAAUGGGUCAGGCAGCAUCUGUGGAGGGAAUGGAUAGGCAAUAUUUCUGGUUGGGACCCAUCACACCACUAAAGAAAGGUCCCACCCAAAGCAUCACCUAGCCAUUCUCUUCACAGAUACUGCACGACCCGCUGAGUUACUCCAACAUUUUGUGAUUUGCUGAAGGAACUGAUUUGACUGGUUUCUGGUGAGUUUGCACCAAUAUUGAAUCAAGCUCUCGAACCUCGACAGAAUUCGGCCCAUUAGAUGGAUCAUCAAGCUCCUGGUUAUGGUUGCCUUUUAGUUAAAAGUUAGCUCCAGAUAUUUUUGAUUUUGAACCAACUUUACGAGCCGUUGUCCUUUUACUCUUUUGUAUUUUUGAGAGAUGAGUGAUAAAUGAGCUGCCAAUUACUUAUUAUGUAAUUCACAAAUCAAAUUAGUUCCUCGCUGUCUGAGGUUGAGUGCUGCAUAUUCUGAGGUUGCUUCUUUCAGUUGUUAAACUUUGUUUUCCUUCCUGAGUGGGAUUGAAAAGAUGUCAUGGCAUUAUUCAAUAAAGAAGCUGGGGAUUCUAUCCAGGAUCUUAGCUGAUAUUUAUUUCACAAUAAACAUCACUAGAAAAGAUUGUGCUCUUUGCUGAUUAUGGAUUUUUUUUCAACUGUGAUUACAGUUCUUGAUUAUGAAGCACUUUGGGGUACCCGCGAUAAAAGACAAUACAAAUGUAGCUACCAUGCUAUUACACUGACCAGUGUGUUAAAAUCCCUUUCUGUCGUUAAUGUCCCUUGUUGCACAUUGAAAUGUUUCCAUUGUGGUCCAAGUUGGUGUCUUCCAGAAAUCUAUCUACUGUAAAUGUAUUAUUUUUAAUACUUGUACCUUUUUGUUAACAGCUGACUACUUUUCCCC